UUUUAAAUCCACUUCAUUAAAAUCUUUGAAAAGUUUUACACAUUUAGCGAGUUUCAAUUUUAUUAAAUCAAGUAACAUGAAUUUAAUAUUAAUUUUCUCAAUAAUUAUUAUAUUAUAUCAAUUUUCUAAUUCAAGCUGUUCCAGUAUGCUAACUGACGAUGAGUUGCCAUCUGAUAAAGAGUUACAAAUAGUUAUAAGUACUAGUGCAUGGAAAAAUUUAAAUGAAACUAUAUAUUAUUAUGAUCGUAAUGCAAAUGAAGAAACUUUCUCAGUAUGUUAUGUAGAACAUUUAGAUUUUGAUUGGAAAUACAAACAAAGUGGUAUCAUCUUAAAUUCACUUUAUGUCUGUCUUAUUGAACAACUCUAUAAAAAGUAUUCAAAAGCAGCAAAUCACUAUAAGAAUAAUUUAAUUAACCACAAAGACAAAUUAAAUGGAUUACAUGAAGUAUGGAGUAGUAUAACCAUGUUGGAACCUUUGUUAGACCAUAUGAUUAACGCUCUUAAGUUUUUUAAUUAUAAAGAAAAGGCUGUACUAAAUAAUCUUGGGAAAUUGAAAAAUUCAAUUAAUGAAAUCACCGUAAAAGAAAAACUUAGUGAAGAUGAAAUUAAUGAAAAAUUUGAAAAAAUAUUAGAGGUAGUAACAUUUGAAAAUAGUCUUAAAAAAUUUAAAGAUAAUCACAUUAUUGUGUACGAAAAUGCAACAGAAUUAAUUAUUACUAAUUUUAUUAAUUCCUUAUGUGGUGUUAGGAGUUAUAUAAUUUUAGAUGAGCAAUUUAUUAACCCUAACCAAGCAAAUAUUCAAGAAAUAAUUGAAAAUGGUAUCAAGGCUUUUUAUUUCGAUUUUGGAUUUGAAUAUAAAAUGUUGCAUCAGACAAAUCUUAGAAAUCUCGAGUCUAAAUAGUAUAAAGUGACAUAUCCCUAUGACUAAAAAAUAUUUGCGUUCUUUUUUUCGAGAAUGAAAAAUUAUUUGUUAAUUUAAAAUCUCAAUUUAUUUUUCUUUAAAUAAACCUUUUGUUUAAAUUUUUAUCUAUUUGAUAUAAUUAUUUGGAAUAUAUUUCUGAAGUUUAAUUUA
Daktulosphaira vitifoliae (grape phylloxera) is the source of this 1072-nucleotide messenger RNA. RefSeq lists its product as uncharacterized. The record is from RefSeq and is a predicted model, not a curated record. The coding region runs from base 77 to 901 and encodes 274 amino acids. The transcript has 2 exons. NCBI's taxonomy places the organism in Eukaryota, Metazoa, Arthropoda, Insecta, Hemiptera, Phylloxeridae.